Messenger RNA from Pollicipes pollicipes, 422 nucleotides. RefSeq names its product myosin regulatory light chain sqh-like. The record is from RefSeq and is a predicted model, not a curated record. The transcript has 3 exons. Gene Ontology annotation, molecular function: calcium ion binding. The coding region runs from base 1 to 351 and encodes 116 amino acids. NCBI's taxonomy places the organism in Eukaryota, Metazoa, Arthropoda, Thecostraca, Pollicipedomorpha, Pollicipedidae.
AUGUCCUGGUCAGCCAGCAAGGACCCGACCGACGACUACCUGGAGGGCAUGAUGGGAGAGGCGCCCGGCCCCAUCAACUUCACCAUGUUCCUCACGCUAUUUGGAGAGCGGCUGCAGGGCACCGACCCCGAGGAAGUCAUCAAGAACGCCUUCGGCUGCUUCGACGAGGACAACGCCGGCGUCAUCUCGGAGGACCGGCUGCGCGAGCUGCUAACCAGCAUGGGUGACCGCUUCACCGACGACGACGUGGACGAGAUGUACAAGGAGGCGCCGAUCAAGGGCGGCAUGUUCGACUACGUCGAGUUCACGCGCAUCCUGAAGCACGGCGCCAAGGACAAGGACGAGCAGUAGCGGCUCCAGCCCUUCCAGCGGCCCGGCCUCUUGCGCGCCUUGAUCCCGGCCGGAAGACAUUCUACUUCACA